Messenger RNA from Asparagus officinalis (garden asparagus), 834 nucleotides. Its product is annotated as cytochrome b-c1 complex subunit 7-2-like. The transcript is spliced from 4 exons. Bases 113 to 487 code for a protein of 124 amino acids. Gene Ontology annotation, biological process: mitochondrial electron transport, ubiquinol to cytochrome c. The record is from RefSeq and is a predicted model, not a curated record. Lineage: Eukaryota; Viridiplantae; Streptophyta; Magnoliopsida; Asparagales; Asparagaceae.
CGCCCACUUUCUCGGUUUCGGAAAGCUUUCCUCCCCCCUUCCAUCGAUCCCAAAUCCGAAAGGAGAGAAGCAAAUAAACCCUAAAUCAAAAUCCAGCAAUCGAUCAAAAUCAAUGGCGCAAUCUUCAUUCGUUCAAUGGAUCCUCAACCCCCGUCGCAACCCCUUGGCCGCCAUGCACCGCAACGCCGUCGCCACUCGCCUCAAGAAAUACGGGUUGCGCUACGAUGACCUCCACGAUCCCAUGGAGGAUCUGGACAUCAAGGAGGCGCUGAAUCGGCUUCCUCGAGAGAUCGUUGAUGCUAGGCACCAGCGCAUCAAGCGCGCCAUGGAUCUCUCGAUGAAGCACGAGUAUCUUCCUCAAGAGCUCCAGGCACUACAAACUCCCUUUAGAAGCUAUCUUCAACCUAUGCUGGCUCUUGUGAAGAAGGAGAGAGCUGAAAGGGAGGCACUGGGAGCUUUGCCUCUGUUCCAGCGUACUCUCCCUUGAGGAGUCUUGCUUAAGAUGCAGGGAAUAAAAUCAAGCAGCAAUUGCAAUUAGUGGAGGCUUGUACUGGUUUAUGGUAUCUGCGCCCAGAAAUAUUUUUGUUGAUUGGCUCUGUUUGCCGUUUUAUGAAAUGCGGCAUUCUUGAUUUUUGGUUAAAAGACAUUUUCACCCACUCAUGCUUGAUGAGCCUAAUCAUUUACUGUUUUCUUUUUCUAUUUAAAUAAAGUUUAUGAUUUUGUUACAUCAUGGAUGCAUGGUCUUCUAACUGUAUUAUGUAUCCGUUCAUUCUUUGAAAUGUGUCCCAUGAAAUCUUCUACAUUUAUUUGUUUUAUCGCUACAAAAUGGCUUUA